This is a messenger RNA of Trifolium pratense (red clover), 1938 nucleotides long. RefSeq lists its product as uncharacterized. The record is from RefSeq and is a predicted model, not a curated record. Gene Ontology annotation, cellular component: cytoplasm. NCBI's taxonomy places the organism in Eukaryota, Viridiplantae, Streptophyta, Magnoliopsida, Fabales, Fabaceae. The transcript is spliced from 9 exons. Gene Ontology annotation, molecular function: exopolyphosphatase activity. Bases 1 to 1818 code for a protein of 605 amino acids.
AUGGCAGAAACACUAAAAAGAGAAGAACCACCACCUGACCUCACAGAUUUCAUGAAUGAUAUGUUUUUUGGGACAGCAGACACUCAUCAGAAAACCUAUGAUCUUACUGGUGGAGUUGGGAUGAACAUGGAUGACGAUGAAGAAGAUGAUGGAUUUGAUGACAGUACUAGAAGUAAUAGUGCAAGGUUGACACAAGAAUGGUUGCAAGAAGCACGACUUGUCGUUGCUUCUUCUCCUUCGCGUUGCGAAUCUCCUGGACGCCUUUUAGGCUCCCCUCGGUUUGCAUCACCCUCGAAAUCAUUGCUUCCUUCUUCUGAUCGAACCGAGGCUCUUUCAAGGGCUAGGUCCGCCAGAAGAUUCAGAACAGUGGAAGGAAUCAGUGAUGAAAUACUAUCAAAAACAGCAAAACACACUCGCAACAAAUCCGACACAUUUGCUCAACCUUCAUCAAAUGAUGAUGGAUCCCCGGCAACUGCAGUGCACAAAUGGUUCUCCAACAUCCUUAAAUCCAACAACAACAACAAUGACAGUAACAGUAACAAUAACAAUAACACGCAGCCACCUUCACCAGAUUCUCUCCCUCCACGUCAGCCUCUUUCCAGAAAAUCCCGCUUCCAAACUGAACCUUCCGGUGCAACUCACCCACAGGGAAUCCAAGUUCCUAAUUACAAUUCUCGAAGAACUUUCAAGCCUUCUGCACCGUCGCCGGAGAAUCCUAACCGGAGAAUACCACCUACGUCGUUGGAGUCUCUACCUCUGUCUCCACCGAGGAACCUCGUGGAAUCCGCUCACCGGAGAACUAUAUCGUCUUCCACAUGCUCAUGGGAGAAGAUAGUACCUCCGGUGAAGUAUUCCACGAAGGAAGAAGAAGAAGCGACGGAAGAGUAUAGCCUCAACGGGUUUUUGAAAGAGCAGAGGAAUUUGUUUCAGAGAUUCUAUAAGGGAGAGCUUAGUUCAAAUGUCAAAAUCAAAAUCGUGCUUUCUGGGCAUUCAAACAGUACGACGUCGAUGGUGGCGGCUAUUUGUCAUGCGUGGUUAUUGGGUUAUAGACAGAAAGAGAAUGAUGAAGGUGGAAAUGAGAGAACGGUGGUGGUGCCUGUGAUGAAUGUGAAGAGAGGUGAUAUGUGUAAGCUCAAGCAAGCUGCAUGGCUCUUUCAUCAUGCUGGUCUUGAUGCCACUUCAUUGCUUUUUACUGAUGAGGUGGACAUGGAAAGCCUUUUGAUGACUGGUAAACUGAGCGUCCUCAUGGUUGGACAAGAUAUCUUAAACGCAACUAACGAGGUCGGAUCUCAAUGCACCGUUCUUACUGAUAAUUACUGUGAGGAUGCAUAUGAUCUACUUCAGAACUCUGUGUUGAAGAAACUAUUGCUUGCUGGUAUUCUGCUAGACACACAGAAUCUAAAAGCUUCUGCAUCGGUAUCGAUGACAAGAGAUGCAGAGGCAGUGCAGCUGCUAUUGGUUGGCUCAGCCCCAAACUACCGAUAUACUUUAUUUGAUCAGUUGAUGCAAGACCAACAAUCUUCUUCUUUUGUCGAAGCUUUGAACCAUAACUAUUGGAAGCCCCCUGAAGAAAGUGACAAAAAUAAUGAAGGAAACAUGAAGCAUAAAGUUCGCGAGAGAAAAUCAAGCUCAUCUGAACGUCAAGCUACUACGACUAAGCCAAGUUCAAAAUCAAAUUCCAUAGACACAAAAGUAAAACUUGCAACGCCGAUUUUGCAAUCUCCUAGUCCAGCAGCAUCAUCAAAUGCAGAAAAGGUAUCCUCUAGUGGGAAAAACAAAUUUUUCUUGGCAAGAUGGUUUGGAUUUGGCUCAAAAUGAACUUGAAAUCCCACAUUUAUACAAAUGCAACUUAAUUUUUGCAAAAUUCUAUACAAAACAACAAAUAAUAAUUCAAUUCUAAAUCCUGUCCGCGUUUUUCUCUUGAUGCUUGUUCUCGAA